Messenger RNA from Polyodon spathula (Mississippi paddlefish), 1831 nucleotides. RefSeq names its product single-stranded DNA-binding protein, mitochondrial-like. Lineage: Eukaryota; Metazoa; Chordata; Actinopteri; Acipenseriformes; Polyodontidae. Gene Ontology annotation, biological process: mitochondrial DNA replication; positive regulation of helicase activity. The transcript has 7 exons. Gene Ontology annotation, molecular function: single-stranded DNA binding. The coding region runs from base 104 to 547 and encodes 147 amino acids. The record is from RefSeq and is a predicted model, not a curated record. Gene Ontology annotation, cellular component: mitochondrial nucleoid.
UUUCUCCUUGGGUAGGAGUGGUUAAAACGACGUACCGGAUACAGCGUGGGCCAACUGGAGAUACAUCUGUGGAGCAAAAGAUCCACUUGAGAGAAACACAGCCAUGUUUAGAAGGGCAUCAGUGCAGGUGUUCCGGCAGUAUGUCAGACAUCAGUCAAACGAAAUGAACUCUCUCAUCCUGGAGAGAUCUAUGAACCGAGUGCAGCUCCUGGGGCGCGUGGGUCAGGACCCAGUGAUGCGGCAGGUUGAGGGGAGAAACCCUGUCACCAUCUUCUCCAUGGCAACCAAUGAGAUGUGGCGAUCGGGGGAAGGGGACACCACUUCUACAGAUGUCAGCCAGAAGACCACGUGGCACAGGAUCUCUGUGUUCCGGCCAGGGCUGCGGGAUGUGGCUUACCAAUAUGUGAAAAAGGGAGCUCGUGUUCUGGUUGAAGGAAAGCUUGAUUAUGGGGAAUAUGUGGAUAAAAACAAUGUCAGACGACAAGCCACCACCAUUAUAGCAGACAAUAUCGUCUUUUUAAGUGACACCUUGAAGGAGAGAGCGUGAGAAAACCAACCACCGCCCAUUCCUCAAACCGUGACGUUCCUAUAAUUCUCAGCCAGUCAGAUUGUUCACAUGUAAGAGAAUGUAAGCUGUCAGUUGAUCAUUUUGAAAGCAAGAAAAAUAUGUUUGAAGUUUCUGAGGGACUGUAAUUUGUAUAAAAGUUUUCUCUUUCUUACUUUGACUGGAUACUGUAAAUACUGCUUCGAUGGGUUUGAUGUCUUCAAACUUUCUGCUGGUUUAGUAGACUUGGAUAACUUCAGAUGGCAUCUGUUUCCACUGAUGGCUUCAAUUUACUUUUAGUUAAGUGCCCUCUGUAUCAAAUCAUGACACUGAGCAUACACUGCAGAAUCAGCAAUCCAGAUGCAAAAGAGACUUACUAGAUUUCUCACUGCAAAGGCUCAAUGUCCACAAGGCCUGUUUCGGGGCAAAGGUUUAUCUUUGCAAUGUAAUUAAUAACAUUGAGCAACAUUUAAAAAAUUUAAAAAUGUAGUUGAAAAAUAGAUGAUGUGCCUUCCAUUAAUAAUGUACCAUUUCUAAUCAGAGUAGUUUUCCUCUGCUGCAUUGUCACAUCACAAAGCUACACAAUCACCAUUUCCAAUUAACAUUUUACUUUAAUCAUGCCAACCACAAGCCAGAAAUGGGAUGUAUGUGUGAAAAAAACUAUUCUGCUUGUGGGAGGAACAAAUAAUGCAAAGACCGUUCUCGUAAAGAACAGAUUGCAUAAUUAGAAACAAUGUAUCCAAAGCCGUUCUGUGUUCUACAGAGCCCAGUCGUAUUUGUAAUAAUGAGACCUCAAUUAUUUGAACACGUGUGGCUCCUUUAGUACUCCCUCAGUCAGCUAGGGGGCAGGUAACCAAUUAACAUGGAUUUAGUUUGAUAUUAUUUAUGCACUAUUUACAAUUAAUAAAAAAUAUAGAAUAAAAAAAGCUUUAAGAAAUAAUGUUCUUAUUGGCUUGUGAUUUUACCAGUGCAGUAUUUGUUUAAUAAAAGGUCAGUGUUUAUUUUACUGUUUUUGUUCAUAUUACAUUAUACUGUAAAUGUUACACUUUACAAAUACUGCUUAUAUUUCCAAAUAUCCAUUUAACUUUACCCUUUCAAACCAUUCUGUUCAAGGCGCCAUUCACCUCAAUCUGUUUCUUGAUGAAAACAAAGGUAAAAGGUCUGGAGUGUCUUUUGGAAUUGCCAGAUCCCAUUCCAAUAGAAAUUAUCUGAAAAAGCUGUAGCCAAGCAUUGUGUAUCCAGUCUGUCUGAGCUGAAGGAAAUAUGCAAGACAGAAUGGGCCCAGAU